Messenger RNA from Aspergillus alliaceus, 951 nucleotides. RefSeq names its product putative alpha-1,6-mannosyltransferase subunit. Gene Ontology annotation, molecular function: alpha-1,6-mannosyltransferase activity. Gene Ontology annotation, biological process: protein N-linked glycosylation. The transcript is spliced from 3 exons. Lineage: Eukaryota; Fungi; Ascomycota; Eurotiomycetes; Eurotiales; Aspergillaceae. Gene Ontology annotation, cellular component: Golgi membrane; mannan polymerase complex. The record is from RefSeq and is a predicted model, not a curated record. The coding region runs from base 1 to 951 and encodes 316 amino acids.
AUGCAGUUCGCUCUACCCCCUCGGAAGAACCUCAAUGCUCCUCUGUACGGUCACUCUUCCCGGCUUUCGUUGCAGCGCAGGAAACAACUUAAAGCCGUUGCGAUACUAGGAUUCGCGCUGCUUGUGAUUUACUUCCUCUUGUCGCAGCUCUUCCACUCGAGUACAGGGACCCCUGCUGCACCGGCCGGGACUUCAAGUCUCGUCAUCGUAUCAGUUCUAGACCGUGUCCGUUGGAGCAGCGAUUACAUCCAAAAGAUCACCAAUAACAGAGAGGACUAUGCCAUGCGUCAUGGUUAUACCAACUUCUUCGCAAACCUAUCCGAUUACGAGUCUACCCUGGACAACGCCCCACGAAGCUGGGCCGUCGUCCCAGCCGUUCGACAUGCGAUGGCAGCCCAUCCGCAUUCGAAACAGUUCUUCUACCUUGACGCACAUGCGCUGAUCAUGAACCCGAGCAAAUCGCUCGAGUCGCAUCUCCUCGAAAAGGAUCGUCUAGACUCUUUGAUGCUCAAGGACGUCCCGGUCGUGCCUCCGGAUAGCAUAAUAAAGACCUUUUCGCAUCUAAGACCCAAGGACGUAGACCUCAUUCUUACCACGGACAACGAGGACCUCAGCUCCGGGAGCUUCAUCAUUAGACAGGGAGAGUUCGCGCAUACCUUCCUGGACAUCUGGUUCGAUCCUUUGUAUCGCAGCUACAACUUCGCUAAGGCAGAGGCACAUGCUUUGGAUCAUAUUGUCCAGUGGCACCCGACUAUUCUGGCCAGACUGGCCCUGGUCCCUCAGCGGACCAUCAACGCAUAUAGUAAGGAUUCGGCGGGUGCUGGCAUAAAUGGGAACUAUAAAGACGGUGACUUGGUCAUUCGAUUCUUUGGAUGUGACACGGAUACGAAGCGGAGUUGCGAGAAAGAGAUGGAUCCGUAUUGGCGUCUAUGGACUAAGAGAAAUGAGUAA